AUGUUCAAUAUAUUCAAUGCUUAUGAUUUACUCACAGUAAAUUACCCACUCUUCCAGUUAAAGGGAAAUAUUGACCCUUAUUGUCAAUGUCAGUCAGUUUUCGUUUCUGUUCACAAUGAUCAUGAAAGAGAUUGGGAAAUGAAGUGGACUUUAUGCGAAUCAAUGUUCAAAGUAUUUGUCCCAUUGUCCAUAGGAUGUAAUACCUUGCAACUAAGGUGUGAACACUACCUCGCCGAGUUUCGAAUAGUGUAUGUACAUAAUCCCGACUCUCCAUAUAUUGUCAGGCCUAUUUAUGUAAUAUGCUGUGAUGAUACCGGGUGGUUUCAAGCUCCUGAGGGAAUGGUUCCCACGAAAGAAAGUGCUUGUAAACGUAUUGGAUUAGGAAUUAGACUGUUGCAAACUUUGACUGCAGAAGCUUUUCUGUCUGAACUUGGAAUGAGAUGCACUUUUUUAACUAAGGAAGAACUCAGUCGUAAAUCAUCGCGGAAUAUUUCAGACUGGUCUUCCGAAGCCUGUUGUCACUACUCAAGUCUCAGUAAAACUUUUGUUAAUAGUAAUACUCCCGAAGAUGUAUGGCAGAAGUUGGCAUACGAGCUCUACGAAAAAUAUCCUCAUAACUUCGAGAACACUAAAUGGAUUGCUUUUAUGGCUUGUACACGUUAUCACCCCCCAAAGAACAUCAAUUCCCAAUUUCUGAGUUACAAUGAAAUACUUCUUCGGACAACAGCUCAUUUCGCUCUCGGAACAGGGGGUUUAGCCUUACUUGGAACGGGGACUUUACAUGCUUGGCCAGAAAAGCUUAAUGAUUUGCAGGUAGUUUUGGGUAAUACAAGAUUUGUUGAUCCAACAUUGAUGGAUGACACUGCUUAUCGACACACUUACUGGGCAGCUUUCGCUACAGGAUUGGGUGCUGUUUGGCAUGAAUUAGGUCAUUGUUUCGGACUGGAACACUAUCCCCGGGGUAUUAUGUUUCGUGGUGAUGAUAUUAAUUUAUGCCUUGGAUUUCCACCCCCUGAUUCUGUUUGUCCACAUGAAUCCAAUGUGAAUGGUAAAUCUGUCCAAGCUACAGAUCGACAUGAUAGUUCGAAUCCUGAUAAUAAACAUAAAAGAGACCUUUGUCAAAUUCAACCCCCGAAGUCAAUGUCCCGUGCUAUACAAUUUUAUCGCAUAGUGCAAUUUCAUCCAAUGAAGUCUCGUUUACACUCCUCGAAUCAAACCACAAAUGAAGAAAUGAAAUCUAAGCGUUGGGGAUUUUGUAGGUCUUUAUGGCAUCAAGGUUCUGCUUUUUGGGGAACAAAGGCGCUUUCUAAACUACUUUCAUGUCCAUGGAUCAUCGAAACACCAACUUUAGAUAAAGACAAACUACCUGUUGAGAAAUGA
This is a messenger RNA of Schistosoma spindalis, 1380 nucleotides long. The record is from the annotation of a GenBank genome assembly. Lineage: Eukaryota; Metazoa; Platyhelminthes; Trematoda; Strigeidida; Schistosomatidae.